UUUCCCUUUAUUCUACAGCUGUUUUGCAACAUUGCUGGGAGAGAAACGACGCCUUUUCACUUUUGUUUUUACGUUACGUGAGCGAGAUGUUUUGGUUUUCAGAACAUGAGGAAAAACUAUAAGACCAACUAAAACUGUCCUGUAGCCCGCAACAGCCAGUCAUGGAUUCCGCGUGUAAGAGGCACUGCUCGGAGCUGGUGGCCCGGGAGAGGAGCGGACACACGGCUGUAGUGGAGGAGAACCUGUUGUAUGUGUGGGGAGGCUACAUGUCGGUCUCUAAUGAUGAAAUUCUCCUACCCAAUAAUGAACUCUGGGUAUAUGACUUACAACAAGGAGUAUGGAAUGUGUUUCACAUGACAGGAGACGCUCCUCCCUCCAUGUCUGGGACCUGUGGCUGCUUCCUGAAUGGACACAUGUACAUCUUUGGAGGCUGUGAUGAUGAUGGACAGACCAAUCAGAUCUACUGCGUUGACCUGACAGACGGUAAAUACAUGUGGAAGAGGAUCAUGCAUGAGACGGGUUCUGCUCCUUCACCUCGAGACAAACUGUCCUGCUGGAUUUACAAAGGACGGAUAAUCUACUUUGGAGGGUACGGUCACAAACUACAGACUGAUGUCGAUAGCAGGAACAGAAACUUCAUUAUAGAUGAAGUAGCAUGGGCAGGAAGUGACCUCUGGGGGUGGAACAGUGAGGUUCAUAUGUUCGACCCCAUGCGAGUCAGUUGGAGUGAACCACAAACCUAUGGCCAGGCUCCUGCCCCCAGGGCUGCCCACGCCGGCGCCAGUACUGGUAGUAGAGGGUACAUUUUUGGAGGCAGAGUCAGGGAAACCAGAAUAAAUGACAUUCACUGUCUGGACCUUGAAUCAUGGACUUGGUCAGAAAUAAUCCCAGUGUCCACCGGUCCAGUGGGCAGAUCGUGGCAUACACUCACAACAGUAUCAGACAGCACUUUGUUCCUGUUUGGAGGUCUCAGUGCAGACUGCAAACCAAUGAGUGAUGGGUGGUUGUUUGAUGUUAAAACAAAGAAGUGGAGAGAAAUGGAGCAUCCCUAUAAGGAUAAGCCAAGGUUGUGGCACACAGCAUGUCCAGGGAGAGACUCUGAUGUUGUUGUGUUUGGUGGAAGUUGUGACUACAUCCUCCUUGUUGACACUGGUCACUGCAAUGAUGCGCUCGUGUUCCAGAUGCAACCACAUCCUCUAUUCAGGAUUUGUGAGGAUUACAUUGCAAAGACUGUGAGGAGCCAUAAGAUGCUCAGAAGUCAACUUUCCUACCUCCCUCCUGAACUACUCACAGCGGUACAGAGGAGGAUGUGUUUCUACAGGCCUUCAAAGAAGCAAAAAUAUUAAUUUAAAAAAUGCCUUUAAUGCUAAAAACUACGUAUCAUACCCUUUUUUUCUAUUUAAGAACUGUACUCCCUCCAUUAUCAAGUCUUGCUCAUAAUGUGGGGUAGCAUUUUUAUGCCUGGGUGCUGGAGACAGCCGUGACCUAAGGCAUAAUGUUGUUAAAAUUUGGCACAAACAUCUACUUGGAUUCAAGAACGAACUGAUUAGAAUUUGGUGGUCAAAAGGUCAAAGGUCACCAUGACCUCUGCCCAAGAAUUUAUACAUGAGUUAUGACUAGCAUGAUUAUGUCACACUAAAUUCCUUCGAAGUCUUCACUGCAUAUACAGUACUAUAUGAGUCUGCACCUUUGGAUGUCUGAAUGUGAACUCCAGCUUCACUGACAGAGAGAUAUAACCAUCAAGCAUUAAUCCCUGUUAUUUUGAAAAUACACUGUGCUGAAUAUUUUAGGUUGUGACACAGUAUUUUAUUGUUUUCCAGAUUUAAAUAUAAUUUUGUACACUCUUCCUGCUUUAACACUGACAGACAAUUCCUAUGUUGAUUGUGAUGAUUAAAUGAAAUGUUUUUGGCCUGA
Messenger RNA from Lates calcarifer (barramundi perch), 1914 nucleotides. Its product is annotated as kelch domain-containing protein 1. NCBI's taxonomy places the organism in Eukaryota, Metazoa, Chordata, Actinopteri, Centropomidae. Gene Ontology annotation, molecular function: protein binding. Bases 162 to 1346 code for a protein of 394 amino acids. The record is from RefSeq and is a predicted model, not a curated record. The transcript has 14 exons.